ACAAACCUCUUUGGCCUUCAUCAUAUGUUAGUGCAUGAUGCAACCAUGUAUUAAAAUAGUAUUGUCAUAUUUUUUUAUUUUUUUUAAAAAAAAUCUAUGUGUUAACCUCCUCAAAAAUAUUGAGAUUUCGGUAAAUGCUCUAUAUACCGAAAGCCUAUGAUAUUUAGUGUUGUUUUAAAAUUUCUAAACACAUUCUACAUUUGUAAUAAUGUAUAUUAAACUCUCUUUUCAUAGUACAAAAGAAUCGUUUCAAGGGCCUAGACUGAUAUCUUAAAAUUUGUUCUAGAAAAAUGGUUUCUUUUAGAUCUGAUUUGCAGACUAGGCAGAUGUCUAGGCACCGAUUUUUAUAACAUUGGGUAUUUAAUGUUUUGGUUUGUGAAAGGUUCGAUUUGUAGUUGGAGGGGAUGGACCAAAGCAUGUGAGACUAGAGGAAAUGAGGGAGAAGCAUUCUCUCCAAGAUAGAGUUGAAAUGCUUGAUGCAGUUCCUCAUUCUCGUGUGCGCUCUGUUUUGGUCACCGGUCAUAUAUUCCUUAACAGUUCUUUAACAGAAGCCUUCUGCACAGCUAUAUUGGAGGCAGCUAGUUGCGGGUUAUUAACUGUUAGCACUCGUGUUGGAUGUGUCCCUGAGGUCUUACCGGAUGACAUGGUUGUACUUGCUGAGCCAGAUCCGGAGGACGAUAUGGUACGAGCAAUAGGGAAGGCGAUAUCAAUACUUCCAAGUAUUAACCCUGAGGAGAUGCACAAUAGAAUGAAGAAGCUGUACAGUUGGCAAGAUGUAGCGAAAAGAGCCGAGAUUGUGUACGACCGUGCCUUCAAGUGUUCUAAUAGAAGUCUUCUAGAACGUCUAUCGAGGUUCCUGUCAUGUGGAGCGUGUGCAGGGAAGGUAUUCUGUAUGGUUAUGAUCAUUGAUUACUUGCUUUGGCGGUUACUUCAGUUACUUCAGGUGCGUAUAUAUAUCUUAUCCUUGCGUAACAAAUUGAAUAUCUCCAAAAUUUGUAAUGAUAAUCUCAUAAUGUGAUUUGCCUUCACUCAGCCUGAUGAUGAUAUCGAGGAGGCACCAGAUAUCAGUUUUCGCCAUUAGGAAGGUAGUAGUUGAGAGUUUCAAGUAGGAAUAUAAAUCAGGAAAUGAGGUGAGAGUCAUGAUAAACAGAGUCUCAGUCAGCUCCGUCGAUGGUUAAGGCCUUAUAUUCAUUUUCUUCUUUAGAAGCUCGUCCUUGAUAAUUGAUUGUAUUUUGUAUUUGUUUCGUAUAUUUUCAUUAUUUAUCUGAGAGACUGGAAUCAGUUUUUCCUAGUGAAGGGGGGGAUAUUACACGUUGAAACACUAAACACUUCAUAUGUUUUACCUCGAAAUAUAAAUCUCAGUACAAACAGGCCCGUAAAAAAUAUGUAUACGGAUAGACCCAAUAUACAAGGAAAUGUUAAAAGAGGCUCUUUGAAAUUGCUAAGCCAAUUUCAUUCUGUUAUGUUGACAAGACUAUAAAAACCAGCUCUGUCUCUCUUGCGAUCUCACCCCACUCCCUUCGCUGCGAAUUCAAACACAGGUGCUUGAUCGAUGCUGAUGUGCUUGAAACCUGAAAGCAACUACGGUCCACAAAAUAAGUUUUUAUGUAAUAUGUUUAAGGAUGUGAUGACAAUUAUUAAAAUUAGGCCUCGUGUGUUUGCUUAAGGACCAAGCAACUUUAGGUGGGCCGUCGUCACCAUCAUCCGUCACGAUCAUCUAUUUAUCGGCCACCAUAUCCAGUCUUAUUUCGAAAUAAAAACAAAUUUUCAUAUCGAUAUGACAUAAAAUAUAUUAAAAAAAACUAUUUCUAAUAGUCAUUUGAUUCAUUUUCAGUGGCAAAUAAUGUAUUCUAGGAAUAAAUACGAGGAUUUCAGUGACAAAAAAAAAAGGAAUAAAUACAAGGAUAAAAUAUUUGCUUUCUAUUCUCCCCCUUCAAAGUCAUUUAUAGUCUUUAACCCUAACGAGUAAAAAAAACAUGUAACUCUUUGACUGAUCAGUAUUGUAAAAAAAGCUUGCAACAAAAAAAAAU
Messenger RNA from Brassica rapa (field mustard), 2030 nucleotides. RefSeq names its product phosphatidylinositol N-acetylglucosaminyltransferase subunit A-like. The record is from RefSeq and is a predicted model, not a curated record. Gene Ontology annotation, molecular function: phosphatidylinositol N-acetylglucosaminyltransferase activity. Lineage: Eukaryota; Viridiplantae; Streptophyta; Magnoliopsida; Brassicales; Brassicaceae. Gene Ontology annotation, biological process: GPI anchor biosynthetic process. Gene Ontology annotation, cellular component: glycosylphosphatidylinositol-N-acetylglucosaminyltransferase (GPI-GnT) complex.